GUCAUCAUCAUCCUACUACUUCAUCGCCUUCGUAUCUGUCGCUGCUCUUCACGCCGUCAUCGAGGCUAGAUUCAGCCUCUGCUUCGCGGCGCCUAGUCACGGUUUCUCUGGCCUCUUGUCUCACGCAUACGUAACGACUACUCUACGGUGCUUUCCUCUUCUUCAACGUAUGGCCAGACUGUGAUUGCGAUUUCAUACCCUCAUCUUCCUUAGGGCAGCUUUUGGCGAAGGCAGCAUCGGAUGCGACUUCUGAUUCUUCGCAGCAGCUGCUGCAUCCUCUUUGCUGUGCUCUUUGUCUUUGCUGUCACAAAUGAGACAACAGCGAAAGAGCUAACAUGGAGCAAUGUGGCAAGCAGAGCAGCGGGUGGUAGUCAUAGACCAGUGAAACAGCUUGGCAAGCGUCGCCUGCCAGCUUUGGAAGUAGUGGAAGGUCUUCAGGCGAGGGCAGAGUACACAAAUGGAAAGAAGUCCCUCUGGCGUUCAGCUUCCACGGUAGCGCGUUCGCUCAAGGAGAAGUUCGCCAGAGACUCUCCACCCAUGAGGACAAUGGUGAAGCGGGACCAAGUCAGCGACUUCUGUUCACGAUUCUCUACCAACUGCACAAAUUACUGUAAAAAGUUGAAUCUGACCAGUAAGAGCUACCUGUGCAGUCAAGCAUCCAGCACAUCUUCAGCACUUGGCCUCAAUGUCCGGUGUAAGUGCGGCACGACAGAUUACACGGCGAACGUUUUACUCAAUCAGGCCCCCAGUGGAGCAGUGAAGAUUGCAGCGACUGCACAGGCCACUACGGUCCAGACCGUUACGAAGACAUCCACAAUUAGAGCGACGUCCUCGAUCUGCAAAACAAUUUCGACGACUACAACGUUGCCUGGCACAACCACCACUACGACCACAAGCACCACGCUGCCCACCAUCACCUCGACUAUCAUCUCACGCUCGACGUUGUCCCCCACGACUGGCACGACAACACGACUGACGACGGUCACUUCUACAGUAGUAGUCACCAAUGGGGCAACGGCAGGAGCGGUCACCUCGACUACCACCAUCUAUACUACGGCGUAUUCGACGACUGUGCAAGUUGUGGCCCAAGGUGGUAACAGCGCCGCUGUGAUCAGCUCCUCGAGCAAAGCAAAGACCAGUAGCACGAGCACCAAAAAGACGACUUCCAGCUCGAAGAAGACGACGUCCACAAAGAAGACGACAUCGAGCACCAAGAAGUCGACUGCUACGGCCAAGGCUCGUGACCUGGACGAGGACGAGGAUGAGGAAGUCGAGCUGCAUCAGCUGGGCAAGAGGGCAGCGACCUUCUGCCAGGCAUACUUGAGUGCUUGCAAUACUGCCUGUGUAGGUCACAACGGACCUUCGACCAGCAAAUGUACGGUGGCGAGCACGAAUAGCUACAGUCUGUCGUGUAUCUGCAAGGACGGUACAUCAGAGUCGCGCAAGGCGCUGAAUGUGGCUCAGGCCGACGUAAGCUCUACAACCACUCAAACCAUGACCAACACUGUCACGACAGUGCGUUACACCACGGCGUCUACGACUGUCCGCACCACCACUACCACCACGGCCACUGUCGAUGGACCUCAGGAGACAGAUACCUUCACCCAGUUCCUUCAAUAUAUCACUGCCACCACUACCACUACCACUCGGCCGGCAACGACUACCUACUGGCGCACAGUAACGUCCACAAUUGGGGCGCUGACCACUACCACGUCGACUUCUACUACCACUCCAAAGGUUGUGAACACUUUGUACAAGACGACUACUGUCAUCUCAACAAAGACCUCAACGAGCACCAAGGCUACCACCACUAGCACGACCUCGAGUACCCAGACGACGUCCACCAGUACUGUCAGCACCGAUUCGGCGGGUCCCAGCCAGAUUCAAGUGAGGGACUAUACCUCUUCGAGCGUCUAUGGUCUGCUAUCUGCUUCUCAAGAUGAAGAUGCCUACGCCUUCUUGCUGGAUUCUACCUCUCAGGAUGGCAUGUUCGUCAACGUCAUCGCCUCGACGGUCAGCUCUUCCAUUUCGGGCCUGGUAGGUCUGCAGAUGAACGAUACGUCCGACUAUGGUUCUUUCAACUACGUCGGUUUCGAGGUGCAAGACCUUUCUGACACUGGUGUGCAACCCAACAUGCUCGAGUAUCUGCUCUUGACCGAUACGGCUCCUGUCAGUACGACAUCCUACCCCAGCACCUCGAAUAGCGACACGGGCUACUUUGCCGCCGAGGCCUUUGUGUGGACAAAGAGCACCAGUGGUAAGCUCACGCCCUACUGGACCAACCCUUCGGGAAGCAGCACAGCGACGGCUACCAUGCAGAUGUUUAUGCUGUGCUCUGGAAGUGGGUACAGUGACUGCUUUGUCAGUGCGGCGUACAACUCUACUACGUGGACCAACUUUGAUACCUCAGGUGUCACCAUCACCCGAGUUCAACUGGUCGUCGUCUAGAUGGAUGAAUCGACAAGACCAGCAGGAUGAGCGAAGAAGACAACAAGGCAGCUUGCAGCGAAAACAAAUAGACAGCCCUCCCUCCGCGACAUCUGUAGCGCAAGCGCUAACGCUCAGGAGGCGCUUCUAAAGGGGCCCUCCCCCCUCACACAGAUACACACUCC
Messenger RNA from Microstroma glucosiphilum, 2612 nucleotides. RefSeq lists its product as hypothetical. The transcript has 3 exons. NCBI's taxonomy places the organism in Eukaryota, Fungi, Basidiomycota, Exobasidiomycetes, Microstromatales, Microstromataceae. The record is from RefSeq and is a predicted model, not a curated record. Bases 241 to 2448 code for a protein of 735 amino acids.